GGAAGGCAGGCAGAGAGGGAAGGGAGGCAGGCUGUGAAUGCUAACGAGCCCCGUCGUAAUCACACAGCUCCGUAGGUAGGCUUUGCUAAAACAUCUUGCAAUGGAGAGAAACGACCGCCACUAUUAAAGACCUACUAUGCGCCAGUGCCGCGUUAGCCCUGUGCGCGUGCAGCAGCCUCACCGUCGUCCGCACGUUUGAUCAGAAAAACCGUCUUUUUCCGCUGAGUGAAAUGUAUCGCGACUGCUCGGGAUUCACAUUCUGACAAUGGAGAUUGAAAAUAUCGUGGCCAACACGGUUCUCCUGAAGGCAAGGGAAGGUGGAGGAGGGAAGAGGAAUGGUCGUAGUAAGAAAUGGAAGGAGAUGCUAAAACUCCCGCACAUCAGCCAGUGUGAGGAGCUACGUCGCACCAUCGAGAGGGACUACACCAGUCUAUGUGAGAAGCAGCCCAUUGGUCGGCUGUUAUUCCGUCAGUACUGUGACACCAGGCCAGAGCUGAAGCGCUGCAUCGAGUUUAUGGAUGCUGUGGCCAUGUAUCAGCUAGCUCCUGAUGAGAAGAGGAGGGACUGUGGACUGAAUGUUUUAGACACAUACUUUAAUAACGGGUCGGCAGCCCAUCUGCCAGACAUACCCCAGGAUGUAGUUGCUGGGUGCCGGGAGAGGCUGGAGCAGAGUCCGUGUAAGGAGCUCUUCAAUGACUGCACCAAAAUAGUUCGUGAUUAUCUGAGUGGAGCUCCAUUUUCCCUCUACCAGGAGUCCAUGUACUUCUCUCGCUUCCUGCAGUGGAAAUGGUUGGAGAGGCAACCAGUAACCAAAAAUACCUUCAGACAUUAUAGAGUACUAGGAAAAGGUGGAUUUGGCGAGGUUUGUGCCUGCCAAGUACGUGCCACCGGUAAGAUGUACGCCUGUAAAAAGCUGGAAAAGAAACGAGUGAAGAAAAGAAAAGGUGAAGCAAUGGCACUAAACGAAAAACGCAUUUUAGAAAAAGUUAACAGUAGUUUUGUAGUUAGUCUAGCAUAUGCCUAUGAGACCAAGGAUGCGCUGUGCCUGGUGUUGACCAUAAUGAAUGGCGGUGACUUAAAGUUUCACAUCUACAACAUGGGCAACUCGGGCUUCGACGAGCAGAGGGCCAUCUUCUACGCUGCUGAGAUCUGCUGUGGCCUUGAGGAUCUGCACCGUGAGAGGAUAGUCUACAGGGAUUUGAAACCUGAAAACAUCCUUUUGGAUGAUCGUGGACACAUCCGAAUUUCAGACCUGGGCCUUGCUGUUCAAAUCCCUGAAGGAGAGACGAUACGAGGGAGAGUAGGGACUGUUGGAUACAUGGCUCCCGAGGUGAUCCAGAACGAGAGCUACACCUUCAGCCCCGACUGGUGGGGGCUGGGCUGCCUGAUCUUUGAGAUGAUACAGGGCCAGUCGCCCUUCCGCAAGCGCAAGGAACGUGUCAAGCGGGAGGAGGUGGACAGACGAGUGCGCGAGGACCAGGAAGAAUACUCUGAUAAGUUCUCAGAGGAAGCAAAAGACAUCUGCAGACAGCUCCUGGCCAAGGACCCCAAAGAGCGUCUUGGUUGUCAGGGUCGUGGAGCCAUAGAGGUCAAGCAGCACCCCAUCUUCAGAAACAUCAACUUCAAACGGCUGGAGGCCAACAUGCUAGACCCUCCCUUCAGCCCUGAUCCUCGGGCCGUGUACUGUAAAGACGUCCUGGACAUUGAGCAGUUUUCCACCGUCAAAGGCGUGAACCUUGACCCCACAGACGAUGACUUCUACCACAAGUUUGUCACAGGCAGUGUCUCCAUCCCGUGGCAGAACGAGAUGAUUGAGAUGGAGUGCUUUAAAGAAAUCAACGUCUACGAGACAGACGGGACUCUGUGCCCGGACCUGGACAUGAACAGACCUAACCCUCCACCAAAGAGAGGCUUCUUCUACCGCCUGUUCAGAAGAGAGGCAAGUGCUAGUGCUCCGGCAACUGUUCGAGGGGGUGGGGGCUAAGGUCUGUUUUAAGAGCGGUUACAGUGACGACGAGACUGAAGGGCCCUCGCGACUUUAAACCACUCCCUCCACCUGCCCCUCCACCCCACCCCUUCGCCGCUGAACUUCACCACAAACUCCAACCGAGCGCAAAUCUUAGGAACUCAGUGAAUGUUGACCUGUAUUUAUGAGCUGUAUUAAAAGUGUAUUAUAAUUAAAGAAAAAAGUAUGAGUUUAAAGAUUUUGUACAUUUGUACUUGAAUUUAUGUCUAGAUGUAUAUUUUCACUAAAGGUUGUAUUGUACAAAAAGCCAUAAAAGUACCACUUGAAUGCAUACAUUACAUUUUUAUUUCCUUUUUACUUUUUUUGGAAUGAGUAUGGAUAAUGUGUAUUGGGGAGUUUUUUUUUUUUUUUUUUUAAGAAGCACAGUACCUGUAGUCUUUUUAUUUUUCUCAAUGUAGCAUAAGGCCUUUUUAUUUUUAUAUGUGCUGUAUGUUUGUCAUUGAUUUGGCCAAUGUGACGUGUUGUUCGCACAUCAGAUCCACCCCAUCCUAAACUAACCUUUGGCCUCUUGUACCCCUCAAGGCUCAGGUAGAUCUGAAUGAAGGGUGGAGAUCCAAACGAAACCAGUCUAACAUUGCUGUGUUGAUGCCAUGCUGCUUACACCUCCCCAUAUGUUUCCCAGCUCUCCACCUGCCCCUUUGAUUUUAGUUUGGAAGCCCAAGCUCUAAUCCAUGUCCUAAAUCCAGUUAGGCAGGUUUGCAGUAGAAUGGAUGGCAUGUGUUGUAAACCGUCUUAUAGAUACCUGUACCAACUUGAUUCUAGCAGAGAUGACAUGGAUUUAUUUCUGACAACCUUUUUGUCAGCAUGUGCAACGUUAAGAAUCCUUAAAACACAAAGGAAAUAUUAUGGAGGCCAUUUUCAGUGACAUGCGGCCUGAUAAUUAUCAUUCCUGGACCUCUCCAAAAAAAAAAAGUAAAUGUCUGUUACAUUAUUCACUCAGGCAGAACAUUCUUUGGUGAUAAAUAUUUACUCCUUCACUUUUUCUGCUAUUAUCGUACUACUUGGCUUUUCCCUAUAAUGAACCUCUUUUAUGUGCAGAGCAGAAAUCCUUUCUCUUGAAAUUUCUUCAUAAUUUGCUACCCAUAUUUUCAGUAUGCCAGAAAGCCCACAACUGGUUGACUGGAGAAUGACUUGGAACAUAGAGACACAUGAUAAUGAGGAUGACGAUGAUGGCACUGUAUCAGAGAUCUGACCUGCAGCUGACGGUGGCUUCAUCUAGAUAACAAAUUGCUGUUGCAUCAAACUAACUUCCAUUGAUUCAGUUGUCAGCAGCUAUUAACCUCUGCACUGAGUGAAGACACAGCCUGCUUUGGCCCCUGUGCCUGUUGAUCAUAGAUAGCACGAUGCCUGUUGGCCACUUAUCCUGCUAGUAGACCUCCAGUUAGAUCACGCGGCUUCAGCUGUGUUUGUGAUAAAGUCUGUUGAUCUUAAUAGCGCCCACCUUUAACAGUUGCACGGAAAUCCUGUAUGUUGCUCUCUCAUAGACAUAAGACAGUUGCUUGUGUGUUUAUGUGUGUGUGUGUGUGUCCGCGUGUGUGUGCACAGAAAGGGAGGAAUAAUGUUUAAACUCCUGCCUGCAGAGUUACCAUCAUCUGUGUACAGGAACACUCAACCACUUGCAGAGCCACAGUUGUUGUGCAUUUUUGAUUUAUCAUAGAGGAAGUGUUUCCUUUAAAGUUAACCAAUCAUGAACAAAUACAUUCAUUUUCUGUACAUUUCCCAAACAUGUUAUAAUCAGGAUUCAUUAUGUUCGCCAUUUGUUUGUUCUCACUGGCAUUUCAGAGGCAUUUGAAGCCAUUUUGCUUUUGAAAUUUGCUUUUGAGGCAGUUGCUGUUUACUCCCCACCACCUGUCUUUAAUGCUGUGAAUAUCCAAUCUGGACAUGUUAGCUUUGUGCGUGUAUAUUACACUGUAUGCUAAUGCAGCUUUUGUUUGGUCUAAUGCAUUUAAUUAAAUUAGCUAUGCCCUUGUGCAGUAGGAAUUCAGUUAUCUAAACGAUUAAUUCAUUAUGAUGCUAUUUUUUCCACAAAAAGAUGGUGUAGGGGUUUGAAUGUCACUUAAUUGAAUUUCUAACAUUCAAGACUGCUUACAUAUAAAAUGGUACGCAUAUAGUUCCCCAUCUAAAUAACUGUUUUGGAGAGUUGGCUUUUUCUGAAAUGUUGUCCCCUGUUGCAUAUUCCAUUAUCAAAAUCAGGAAUCGAAUGUGUGCAUCUAGCUGUCGCUGGCUUUUUCGUCACUUGAGUUUCUGAGUGUCUCUGUAAUUUUUUUUGUUUUCUUUUUGCUCUCAGGCACAUUUUGGAGCUGAUUUCUCUUGCCAAUGUAGAUUUUAGCCUUUUAGCUCUUUAGCCUCAAAAACCUUGUAAAUUAUGUAUUUCUAACAUGUAACUAAGCUCUAACACACACUCACUCACUCACAGAGGGAAACAAAACUGUUUGCCACCCAAGCCUCUGUCAUUGUUCGGAGUAACUUUACUCUUAUACCAUCCAUAUAACAGUAAAGAUGUUCUGUUCAGUUUCAUUGCACUAAGGUGUGUUUUGACAAUGAUUAUAUAGGAAGUGUCUUUAACUUUUUUGCCAGUGAUACCAAAAGCAACAUUUAACUAAAUCAGACUUGUUUUGUUAGCUGACGAAUUUACUGAAGAAAGACUGACAGCCUUUAUUAUAUGUGCCAAUUACCGAGUUAAUUUCUGACAUCCCAUCUUUUUUCAAUCUCUUUAUCCUUCCGUCCGUUCUGAGAGAAAUUCCUUCACAUAAAGGAACUUUAAACAGCUCAACAGUUUUGAAUGUCCGCACUAAGUGCAUUUUAAUGCCUGUUUUAAAAAAAAUACAUAUGUUUUAUUACUCAAGCAUGUAUUGGUUUGUAAUACUUCAGGUUCCUUAUAUAUGUAAAUGAUGACCUCCUAGUGCCAACAUAUCUCACUGGUAUCUGAGGACAACUUUAUAAAUGGCAAGGUGACCAGCUGAGUUGGCCCAGUUUGAAUACAUAGUGAGCAUUCCUUCUCUCCUGCCUUUCUGCAAGGCGCUGAUGGUGAGUCAGCCCCCUCCAAAACUAGGGUUCAUACUCACCAGCAAGGUUUAAAAGUGAGAGAUCCUCAGUUCCUUGAUGUCACUUGAGUCUAGUUUUGGGAUAACCACCGAUACACGUCUGGAAGUUCUCCAGGGUUUCACACUCUUCUGUCUAGUUAUGUGAUAUUUUCAAGGAAGGGAGGACUGGCAAAUGCAAUAUUGGUAUUCAAAUUGGGCUUGGGACUUCUUGAUUUUUCUUUCUUUUUUUUUUCCUUUUUUUUUUUUUGUAUCUGUACAGUCAUGUCGUUCAACCACUGCAGUCAUUGUUAAUUCUUGUACAAGUUGUAUCACUGGUUGUUGUACCAUAUCUGACAUUUGUAAUUAUGAAAUAAUACA
Toxotes jaculatrix (banded archerfish) is the source of this 5427-nucleotide messenger RNA. RefSeq names its product G protein-coupled receptor kinase 4 (gene grk4). Lineage: Eukaryota; Metazoa; Chordata; Actinopteri; Toxotidae. Gene Ontology annotation, molecular function: ATP binding; G protein-coupled receptor kinase activity. Gene Ontology annotation, cellular component: cytoplasm. The coding region runs from base 266 to 1984 and encodes 572 amino acids. The transcript is spliced from 16 exons. Gene Ontology annotation, biological process: signal transduction; protein phosphorylation; regulation of signal transduction. The record is from RefSeq and is a predicted model, not a curated record.